AUGUGUCUCGCUAAGGAAGAUUCACUGUCGCCCCAGAAGGAGGCUCAGUCACCUCGUUCGCCUUGGAUGAAGCUCUUGAAUCGUCAGAGCUCUAAACCAAGGCUUCCACGAAAGGUGACGAGUUCUACGCGAGUGAAUCUUAAUAAAUGUUGGUCGAAACUAGGAGAGUUGAUCUCCAACUCUUCACCUCGCUCUGACCUGCCAUCGCAUAAGACUGCUUAUCUCGAAGAACCUGUCUUAGUGCCGUUCUCCGAGUACUUCUAUCCAGUAGAUCCGGUCAAACCGGUACCUGUUGAAGACAACGAUAAUGCCGAAAACCAGAAUAUCUUGAACUCCAGCAGGUUUGAACUCAUCUCAGAAGAAGAGAUCAGUGAUAACAUGGCCAACGAAGUUCGAGAAAUCUGUUAUUCGACUACUAAAUCAAGCUGCUUUGUAUGUAAGCUCUGCUAU
Brenthis ino (lesser marbled fritillary) is the source of this 450-nucleotide messenger RNA. NCBI's taxonomy places the organism in Eukaryota, Metazoa, Arthropoda, Insecta, Lepidoptera, Nymphalidae. The record is from the annotation of a GenBank genome assembly.